AUGGGAUAUUACACGGGCGAUGUCAACGGUGCUAUUGGCAUCUUCCCCGAUCCGUACUACUGGUGGGAAGCUGGCGCCGUCUGGGGGGCAAUGGUUGACUACUGGUACCUUACGGGCGACGAUCAGUACAACGACGUUGUCUCGGAAGCUCUGCAGUCUCAAGUUGGUCCAAACGCCAAUUAUAUGCCCCCGAAUCAGACGAGAACGCUGGGUAACGAUGACCAAGCUUUUUGGGGUCUCGCGGCUUUAACCGCCGCUGAACGUUCUUUUCCCAGGCCCCCUCCUAACCAACCUCAGUGGCUUGCCCUAGCGCAAGCAGUGUUCGAUAGUCAAGCUCCCCGCUGGGAUACCGGCACGUGUGGAGGAGGCCUGAAAUGGCAGAUCUUCACAUUCAACAGCGGAUACAACUACAAAAACGCCAUCUCCACUGGGACGUUCUUUCAACUUGCUGCGCGCCUCUACCAGUAUACCGGCAACCAGACGUAUGCAGACUGGGCUACGACAGCUUACGAAUGGGCCACCAACGUUGGACUCAUUAAUGAUGAGUAUCACAUCUUCGACGGCACCGAUGACACGACGAAUUGCACACAGAUCAACCAUAUCCAGUGGAGCGCCAACGCUGGCCUCUUCAUAUAUGGCAGCGCCGUCAUGUACAACAUGACGAGCUCAAACACUUGGCGCACGCGCACCGACUCCCUGCUAAGCGCGAACCUCCGCAUCUUCACCUACUCCGUAGAAAGCCAGCCUUCCGGCGGCAUUCCCGACGUCAUCUACGAGCCGGCCUGCGAGCCCAUCGGCAGAUGCAACGUCGACCAACUUGCCUUUAGAGGUCUUUUCGCGCGUUGGCUCUCCCGCACCGCCAUUGCGGCCCCCUUCACCACCGACGCAAUCUUUCCGGUUCUCGGCGUCUCUGCUGAGGCAGCUGCAGAGGCCUGUGAUCCUGAGUGCGGAGCCCGUUGGUACCGUCCAGGUGAUAACGCGGAGAGGGGCCUCAGUCCGCAGUUGAGCGCUUUGGAAGUCAUCCAGGCGAAUUUGGUUGGCCAGGCUAGGCGGUUCGCAGAUGGCAAUUCGUCGACCGUGGGGAGUGGCAAUGGGACGGGGAUGGCGCCGAACGGGACUCAGGGGGCGCCGAACGGAACCCAGGCGACGGCGAGUGGGACCAGUGCACCUAUCGAAACGCAAAGUACGAACACUGCGCCAGGCAGCGCUGUUUGCGGAGCGGUAGCAGUGAUUGUAGCGGGCCUUGCUAUUGCGGGAUUGCUGUAA
Molecule: messenger RNA, 1266 nt
Organism: Coniosporium apollinis CBS 100218
Lineage: Eukaryota; Fungi; Ascomycota; Dothideomycetes
Exons: 3
Coding region: 1-1266 (421 amino acids)
Biological process (GO): fungal-type cell wall biogenesis; carbohydrate catabolic process
Molecular function (GO): mannan endo-1,6-alpha-mannosidase activity
Source: RefSeq, a predicted model, not a curated record